Molecule: messenger RNA, 708 nt
Organism: Lathyrus oleraceus (garden pea)
Lineage: Eukaryota; Viridiplantae; Streptophyta; Magnoliopsida; Fabales; Fabaceae
Exons: 2
Coding region: 31-708 (225 amino acids)
Source: RefSeq, a predicted model, not a curated record
CCUCAUGCUUCCAAUUGUUGUAAACAAGACAUGGUGCUGAAACGAGGCGGUAAGGUUUGCCACUGUGUAUAUCCCAUAAAGCUAGACAUUCUUCUUUUGAAUGUCUCUCAGAGUCCUGAUUGGGAUAAAUUUCUUGAAGAAUUAGCUACCCAGCUAGGAUUGCAAAAUAAUACCCAGAUUGACCUGAUAAACUUUUAUGUAAUCAACUUUUCAACAUUGAAUAUCUCAAUGGAUAUUACUCCACAUAAAGGCAUCAGUUUCUCUGCCAAUGAAGCUUCUAAAAUAAACUCUUUACUUUCAAUGCAUAAGGUGCGCCUAGACCCUGGAUUAGUAGGUGGGUACAAACUUCUCAACAUAAUCUGGUUUGAACCUCCACCUCCAACUCAAGCACCUACUUUAACUGCUUCGCCAGAGAAAGCACCUUUGUAUCAUUCACCUACGGCUACAUCAUUGAGUUCUUCAAAUAAGGGAGGGCAUUCAAAUCUAUUUCUUGUUCUUGGAAUUGCUAUUGGCAUGCUUUUUCAUUGCAGUUGUAUCUAUAUUAAUAUUCUGCUUGUGCACGCUGCUGUCAAAGAAAAAAAAACACCCCCCAUUGAAAUUGAAAAGCCAAGGACAGAGAAUGUUGUUUCAGCUGGGAGUUUUGUUCCCUGCACAACCGGAACACGACCAUACACCAAGUUAAACCUUCAGAACUAUUUUCCAACUUAA